AUGUAUUUAACAUCCUCCUCAUCAUCGAUACAGCAGGGUAUCAGAUCCGGCGUCGAUACAGCAGGGUAUCAGAUCCGGCGUCGAUACAGCAGGGUAUCAGAUCCGGCGUCGAUACAGCAGGGGAUCAGAUCCGGCGUCGAUACAGCAGGGGAUCAGAUCCGGCGUCGAUACAGCAGGGUAUCAGAUCCGGCGUCGAUACAGCAGGGUAUCCGAUUCGGCGUCGAUAUAGAAUGGUAUCAGAUUCGGCGUCGAUAUAGCAGGGUAUCAGAUUCGGCGUCGAUACAGCAGGGUAUCAGAUUCGGCGUCGAUACAGCAGGGUAUCAGAUCCGGCGUCGAUACAGCAGGGUAUCAGAUCCGGCGUCGAUACAGCAGGGUAUCAGAUCCGGCGUCGAUACAGCAGGGUAUCAGAUCCGGCGUCGAUACAGCAGGGUAUCAGAUCCGGCGUCGAUACAGCGGGUAUCAGAUCCGGUCGUCGAUACAGCGGGCAGAUCGGCGUCGAUACAGCGGGGUAUCCAGAUCGGCGUCGAUACACAGGGGUAUCAUCGGCGUCGAUACAGCAGGGUAUCAGAUCGGCGUCGAUACAGCAGGGUAUCAGAGGGUCGGCAGAUCGAUAGGCGUCGAUACACGGGGUAUCAGAUCGGCGUCGAUACAGCAGGGUAUCAGAUCGGCGUCGAUACAGCGAAAUUGUCAGAUCGGCGUCGAUACAGCAGGGUAUCAGAUCCGGCAUUCGAUACAUACAGCGGGUAUCAGAUCGGCGUCGAUACAGCAGGGUAUCAGAUUCGGCGUCGAUACAGCAGGGUAUCAGAUUCGGCGUCGAUACAGCAGGGUAUCAGAUCCGGCGUCGAUACAGCAGGGUAUCAGAUCCGGCGUCGAUACAGCAGGGUAUCAGAUCCGGCGUCGAUACAGCAGGGUAUCCGAUUCGGCGUCGAUAUAGAAUGGUAUCAGAUUCGGCGUCGAUAUAGCAGGGUAUCAGAUUCGGCGUCGAUACAGCAGGGUAUCAGAUCCGGCGUCGAUACAGCAGGGUAUCCGAUUCGGCGUCGAUAUAGAAUGGUAUCAGAUUCGGCGUCGAUAUAG
This is a messenger RNA of Pelobates cultripes (western spadefoot toad), 1074 nucleotides long. NCBI's taxonomy places the organism in Eukaryota, Metazoa, Chordata, Amphibia, Anura, Pelobatidae. The record is from the annotation of a GenBank genome assembly.